Cotesia glomerata is the source of this 792-nucleotide messenger RNA. RefSeq lists its product as uncharacterized. The record is from RefSeq and is a predicted model, not a curated record. NCBI's taxonomy places the organism in Eukaryota, Metazoa, Arthropoda, Insecta, Hymenoptera, Braconidae. The coding region runs from base 1 to 792 and encodes 263 amino acids. The transcript is spliced from 2 exons.
AUGGUACGAGUUCCGAUCAACGACUUGCCCGCAAACGCUUACUUCUUGCCUCACCAUGGGGUAUUGAAGCUUGAUAGUACCACUACGAAGCUCCGCAAAGUGUUCAACGGUUCCUGUGCAACAUCUACAGGAAUUUCAUUGAACGACAUUCUACACGCAGGACCCAAAACGCAAAUUGACAUCUUCGACGUGAUGUUGAGAAUCCGAUGCAACAGGAUUCUAUUCGCUACUGACAUCACCAAGAUGUUCAGACAGAUUAAGGUUGAUUCGCUUAAUUCGCUUGAUUGGCCGCUUCAGUGCAUUCUCUGGAAAGAUGAGAAUGACCUAGUAGACGCUUACUUUCUCAAGACAGUCAACUACGGGACCGCUAAUGACAUCUACGGUGGAGCAGAUAACGAACAAGACGCUAUAAAGGUUGCAGUGCAAACAAAAGCACUGUGCGCCGCAGGCUGCUUCCCGCUUACCAAAUGGGCUAGCAAUAGUCCAAGACUACUCGCUGAAGUCACUCCAGAAAAGCAGCUAGAAACACCGUUUAAAGAAAUCGGUGAUGCACCAAUAAAGUUCCUGGGCAUGUACUGGAAUUCACACACUGACGCUCUCCAGUUCAAGAAUACGCUACCGCCAGAGACACCUAAGACAAAAAGAGCUAUUUUGUCUGAAAUCGCUAAGCUGUAUGACCCGCUAGGAUUUCUCGCACCAAUUGUCGUCAAAGCCAAGAUCUAUAUGCAAGAUCUGUGGCUAGAUAGAGUGUCAUGGGACGAACAAUUGUCACAAUCACUCAUUCACAAAUGA